UAAAGCAACAUUAUGUCCAUGUUUAAAACCAGAUCAAAUGCUUUUCUAGAAGAAUGCUAAGCAUCAUGCAGUCAGAUGUCUUUGCAGAAUCACAUGCACAAUUUCUUCUUGCCAGAAAGUCAACCUUGGCAUCUGGGUGAUAUGUGGGGGCUUCCAAGAAAGUGGCUGGGAAAUUUUGGGAAUUGAAGUCUACACGUGCCAAAGUUGCCAAGGUUGAGAAACAAUAGACUAGAUUAAGAUGGCAAACAUGCACGCAUCUCUCUCUCUCCCUCCCUGAAAAAGAUUGAACUAAUCCAGUUCCCUGUAUUUGAGUCAACCUUAUCAUCCUAUUUUUUUCCUUCUGUCAAUUCCAGGGGACUUCGGGCGCCGCUCUACCCAAGAGGCCACGAGGUUCUCUCUAUGGUUGUUCUGCACCUCCACAACUCGUCUAUCCGGUUUGUGACUUUACCCAACGUGCACUGCGGCGAAAAUAGGCGACGACAAUAACAAACAGCGGUAGCAAGGGUGGCGCGUAAGCCCGCGGGGCCCGAUACACAGCCCGGACCGUCUAAGUACAUUCGCCGCUCCCGCGGGCAUCAUCUCACUCUCCGGUGACAGCUCGGUCUCUUCGCGCCGCUGCCGUUCCUCAUACUUCUUUCCGACACUUGUCUUCUCCGGGCGCCGGACCCUGAAGCUCUGGGUGAAGCCGCAGAAGAGGGGAGGAGCUCCCGCAGCCGCCGGUCCCCGGCGCGGGACGGUGCCCGGGGCCGCCCAGCUGUUGCUCUUGAGAUGGCUCCCUGGGGGUGUUUGAUGCUCCAGAAACAACAUUCUUUUGCCAAAGUCUAAUGAAGAAAAUACUUUGUUUAGCAAUCCAGCUAUUUAUAAAGGCAGUGAUACCUCCAUGCAGUUCCUGAAGUUUCAAAAUAAUAAUAGCAAAGUCAAAGGUAUAAGUUUCAGAAACCUAAAGAAGUCACCAUGAAGUUAUAUGUAUUUCUGGUCAACACUGGAACUACCCUUACCUUUGAUACAGAACUUGCAGUACAGAAUGUGGCUGAUCUUAAACAAGCAAUCCAAAACAAAUACAGGAUAGCCAUUCAGUAUCAGGUACUGGUUGUCAAUGGUGGCGAAUGUAUGGCAGCUGACAGAAAAGUCUGUAGUUACAGUGCUGGAACGGAUACAAACCCAAUUUUCCUCUUCAAUAAAGAAAUGAUCUUGUGUGAACGUCCUCCAGCUAUACCUAAAACAACAUUUUUAGCAGAAAAUGAGAUGGAAAUAAAAGUUGAAGAAUCCCUUAUGAUGCCUGCAGUUUUUCACACAGUAGCUUCACGAACACAGCUUGCUGUGGAAAUGUAUGAAAUAGCCAAAAAACUUUGCUCCUUCUGUGAAGGCCUCGUUCAUGAUGAACAUCUUCAGCACCAAGGCUGGGCUGCUAUAAUGGCAAAUUUGGAAGAUUGUACAUAUUCUUAUCAAAAACUGCUUUUCAGAUUUGAAAAUGCAUAUUCAAGUUACCUGCAAUCCAUAGAUGAUAUUAAACUGAAACUUACACACUUAGGGGCUGCUGUUUCUAUUAUGGCCAAGAUCCCAUUGCUGGAGUGCCUAACUAGACAUAGUUACAGGGACUGUUUGGAACGAAUGGAUUCUUCCACUGAUCAUGGAGGAACCGAAAGCGAAGACACUGAAAAUGAGAAGUCGGCUGAAGUUAUGCUUUCUCCUGAUACACUUAAGAUGAACAAACAAUUAUUGAUAGCGUCAUUUUGCAAGUCGGUGGAACAUCCAACCUCAGAUGAUCCAGAUUUUGAAAAAUUGAAUGAAAAUAGGGAAGCUAGUCACUAUGCAGUCCAAGACAGAGAUCUUUCAGUGGAGCUUAACGAAAAUGAUCUGCCUUCUUUUAAUGUUUCACUUUUAGACUGGAUAAAUGUUCAAGAUAGACCUAAUGAUGUUGAGUCCUUGGUCAGGAAAUGUUUUGAUUCCAUGAGCAGACUUGAUCCAAGAAUUAUUCAGCCUUUUUUGGCAGACUGUAGACAGACGAUUGCCAAAUUAGAUAAUCAGAACAUGAAGGCUAUUAAGGGACUGGAGGAUAGGCUUUAUGCGCUGGACCAGAUGAUAGCUAGCUGCAGCAGGCUUGUUAAUGAACAAAAAGAACUUGCUCAGGGAUUUUUGGCUAAUCAGAAGAGAGCAGAGAACUUGAAAGAUCCUUCUGUACUACCAGACUUGUGCUUGAGCCAUGCAAAUCAACUGAUGAUCAUGUUAACUAACCACAGGAAACUUUUAGAUAUUAAGCAAAAAUGUACUACUGCCAAACAAGAACUUGCAAAUAAUUUACAAGUCCGACUGAAGUGGUGCUGCUUCGUCAUGCUUCAUGCUGACCAAGAUGGAGAGAAACUACAAGCAUUGCUUCGCCUUGUAACAGAGCUGCUAGAAAGAGUGAAAAUUGUAGAAAAGCUCAGUAAUGUCCCACAGAUGUACUGUUUGGCAGUUGUUGAAGUUGUAAGAAGAAAAAUGUUUGUGAAACACUACAGAGAGUGGGCUGGUGCAUUAGUAAAAGAUGGUAAACAUCUUUAUGAUGCAGAAAAAGCCAAAAGGGAAUCUUUUGGAAAAUUAUUUAGGAAAUCUUUCUUAAGAAAUCGUUUGUUCAGGGGCCUUGAUGCCUGGCCACCAUCCUUUUGUACUCGAAAACCUCGCAGAUUUGAUGGUGAACUUCCUGAUAUUUCAUUAUCAGAUUUGCAGUUUCUUCAAUCCUUUUGUCCUUCAGAAGUACAACCAUUACUCAGGGUACCCAUACUUUGUGAUUUUGAACCUCUCCACCAGCAUGUACUUGCUUUACAUAACCUUGUCAAAGCAGCACAAAGUUUGGAUGAAAUGUCCCAGACCAUUACGGAUUUGCUGAAUGAACAAAAGGCUUCCAACAGUCAAGCCUCACCACAAUCUAUCACUACGCCAAGAAUGGAAAAUACAACAGGAACAACAAUUGCUACCUCUCCUAAAACUCCAUCACCUCUCAGUCUUCAGGGUCCUCUUUGCCCUUCUGUGUGUCCUCCAGCUCCUUUAGAAGAAUUGUCUCCAGACAGUAUUGAUGCUCACACAUUUGAUUUUGAAACAAUUGCCCACCCAAACAUAGAGCAAUCUCUUAAACAAGGAUCUUUAGAUUUGGACUCAUUGGCCGAAAGUCCAGAAUCCGAUUUUAUGUCUGCAGUGAAUGAGUUUAUAAUAGAAGAAAAUCCAUCAUCUCCAAAUGUGAUAAGUGAUCCUCAAAGUCCAGAAAUGAUGGUAGAGUCCCUCUAUUCCUCAGUUAUCAAUGCAAUAGAUAGUAGGAGGAUGCAAGACCCAAACAUAUGUGUAAAAGAUGGAGUUUUAGAAAAUCCUGUUCUAAAUGUUUACAUGGACAAAUGCAGAGAUGUUGCCCAAGAAUCUCGGUUAAAUUUAAUGAAUAUCAAAGAAGACCUUUACCACUUUAGAACAUUUGUAAAAAAAGAACAGUGUAACUUUUCUUCUUCUUUAAAAUGUACUUCAGUAGAAAUAAGGAAUAUGAUAGAGAAAGUCAAACUUUCUCUUGAAAAAUCUUUAAAGGAUAAGCAUCAAAAAGAGCUACAGUCUAUAAAAACUGAAUAUGAAAGUAAAAUAAAUAUUUUAGUUGAAGAUAGUGAAGAAAACAAAAAAAACAUUGCUAAAUUAAAUUGUGACUUAAAAGAACUUGAAGAAAUUUUACAUGACAAAGAUAAUGAAUUUGAAAUAGUAAAGAAUGAGAAGGAAGCAGUUGUGUUCUUACAAAAUGAAAAAGACCAGAAAUUGAUUGAAGUGGAAUGCCAAAUGAAGAAGCUGUAUCAUGAAAUUAAGGAACUGACAGAGUCACGUGAAAGAGUAUUAGAAAGUUUGAAAAAACUAAACGUUGAAAAUGAGGGAAAACUGCAACUUUUGAAAGCAGAAUGUCAAACUAUGGAGCAAGAUCACCUAAAGGAAUUGGAAUCUAAUCUACAUGUUAGACAUAUGCAAGAAUUUGAAGAAUUAAUAGCCAAACACAAUGAUUGUUUAGAGAAGUUAAAAAAAGAACAUCAACACCAACUUGAAAAAAUGCAGGAAUCUCAUGCUGCUGAUGUCUAUGAAAAAGAACAACAGAUUGAGGAAUUAAAGAUUAAGGUUUCUGAAUUAUCUGACUGGAGAUGUAAGCUCGAAGUUGAACUUGCAUUGAAAGAAGCAGAAGCAGAUGAAAUGAAAGUACUUAUUGAAGCAAACAAAACUCAGCAGCAAAGUAAUCUCAGAACCCUUGUUAACAAAGAAACUGAAAUGCUAAGAAAAGAGACUGAUAAAUUAAAGCAUAUAAUUCAAGUUAGUAAUGAUGAAUAUCAGGUAGGUUUAGCUGAUCUGAGGACUUUAAUAACAAUUGAGAAAGAUCACUGCAUUUCAGAAUUAAUUGACAGGCAUGAAGGAGAAGCAAAUUUGCUUAGAAUAGAAUUGGAUAAAACAACCUCCUUGCAUCAGAAAGCACUGGAAGCAGAAAAAAACCUGGAAGAACAAAUUAAAGAAUUGCAAGGUAAGCUGGAAUUAGAAAUGAAUGCUGUACAGAGACAAAAAGAAGAGCUUUUAGCUUUGUGUGAACAGCAGAAGAAAUAUGAAGACACCAUUGAGAAACUUGUAGAAGAAAAGAAACUAUUAAUAGCUACCCAUGAGCAAGACAGGAAAGAGAUGGUACAGAAACUCAGUUGUGAAAAAGAAGAUGCAGUACAAAAUGCCCUUAAAGAAUUUGAAUUACAGAGGGAUGCUGUUGAAAAAGAACUUUUGGAAAAAAUCCAGCAACUUGAGAUGCAAGUUAAUCAGAGUUCAUUUGAAUCGUCUGCUUCAAGCUUGGUUGCAGAGCUUCAAGAAAAACUCCAGGAAGAGAAAGUGAAGUUUUUGGAACAGCUUGAAGAAUAUGAGAAAAGAAAAAAUGAAGAAAUGCAAAACAUUCGAACAUCACUCACUGCAGAGCAGCAGACUACAUUUAAUACUGUUCUAAUAAGAGAAAAGCUGAAAAAGGAAAAUAUAAUCAAUGAUCUUAGCGACAAAUUGAAAUUGAUAAAACAGCAGCAAGAAAAAGACAAGGAUCUGAUUGAAAGUCUUUCUGAAGAUCGCGCUCGUUUACUUGAAGAGAAGAAGAAACUUGAAGAAGAAGUUAAUAAACUGAAAAAUAGCAAUCUUGUUUCAUCAACAUGCUUGCCUUUUACUCUGGAACCUUCUGGAGCUUGUGCAGCUGAUUUCACAUCAGAAACUGAACAUUUGAGUUCUGAUACAGCAGAAGAAGGAAAAAAUGAUUCCACACUAGAAACUAGCAUGAUGACUGUAAAUGAAAAUGUCCAGAUGUUGUCUGAAGAAAAACAGAGGAUAAUGAUGUUAGAAAAAACACUGCAGUUGAAAGAGGAGGAAAAUAAAAGGCUCAAUCAAAGAUUGAUGUCUCAAAGCAUGUCUUCAGUUUCUCUAAGACACUCUGAAAAAAUUGCUAUCAGAGAUUUUCAGGUUGGUGAUUUGGUUCUCAUAAUCUUGGAUGAACGUCAUGACAACUAUGUAUUAUUCACUGUUAGCCCAACUUUGUAUUUUUUACACUCAGAAUCUCUUGCGGCACUAGAUCUCAAACCAGGUGAGUGUGCUUCUGGAACAUCUCGAAGACCUUGGGUGUUAGGGAAAGUAAUGGAAAAAGAAUAUUGUCAGGCAAAAAAGGCACAAAACCGAUUCAAAGUUCCUCUGGGUACAAAAUUCUACAGAGUAAAAGCAGUACCAUGGAAUAAGAAAGUAUAACACAUGAGGGAAACUCAACUCAAUACCAUAUUUUCUGGCUAGUUCCUCAGUGCUCAUUCAUCAAUCCAAGUAGCAGGCCAUUUUUUUAUACAGAGAUCAUAUGACAAUGCUCCAUAAUAUGAUUGUUUUUUUUUCCUUUUUAAUGUGUUAUAUUUUAGAAACAAGAAAUUAAUCAUAAUGUCUGGCCUAACAGUUCCAAUUUUUUAUUCAGAUAACUUUAGAAAUGUGGACCAAAAGAGUUCAUUUUCUGAAAGGGCAAAUCUUACAUAUCAUGGCUUGUUUACUAGCCAUGUUAAUUGCCUGUUUAAAUAUACAUUAGCUCAUAUUAGAUGUUAAAUGUUAACUACCAUUACCAGCAUCUGUCCUUUUGUGAAACCAUUAUCAAACUACUUUCACUCUUUAACAGAUUCUUUAUAAUAUGUAUAAAACCAUCAGUUAUUUAUAAUACAGGAGUGUUCAUUGCAUGCAGAUAAUUUUCUUCAGCAUGAGUUUGCCUCAAUAGAUGAAAAGGUAACUCUUGCAACUUGCUUUAUUGCAUUAAAAAGCCGUUUAAUAUAAGAGAAAGGGGGGAAAAAGUAUCUUGCUAAGGUAAUAUGGAUUGAAGUUUUUGAAGGGUGGAUCGCAGAUCUUGAAAGGAAGUAGCUAUGCUCUUGUAUUUAAAUAAAACACCUUCCCAGCCCUCAGAAAAGUCUUGUAUUGAUCUAUUUAAAAAAAAAUCAUAUAAAUGAAAUUGUAUUUCAUGGCUAAGGUUCAGGGAAGAAAAAAAACAUUGUACAUUAACUAUACAAAGAUCACUUAAAUAACAAAUUAUUGUACUGUAAAAGAUAUGUAGAAUUUUAAAACAAUAAAGAUUUGAACCUGUAAAA
Molecule: messenger RNA, 6611 nt
Organism: Crotalus tigris (Tiger rattlesnake)
Lineage: Eukaryota; Metazoa; Chordata; Lepidosauria; Squamata; Viperidae
Gene: RB1CC1
Product: RB1 inducible coiled-coil 1
Exons: 24
Coding region: 955-5745 (1596 amino acids)
Biological process (GO): autophagy of peroxisome; reticulophagy; piecemeal microautophagy of the nucleus
Cellular component (GO): phagophore assembly site membrane; Atg1/ULK1 kinase complex; extrinsic component of membrane
Molecular function (GO): protein kinase binding; molecular adaptor activity
Source: RefSeq, a predicted model, not a curated record